Prosopis cineraria is the source of this 1215-nucleotide messenger RNA. RefSeq names its product NADH--cytochrome b5 reductase 1-like. The record is from RefSeq and is a predicted model, not a curated record. The transcript is spliced from 9 exons. Lineage: Eukaryota; Viridiplantae; Streptophyta; Magnoliopsida; Fabales; Fabaceae. Gene Ontology annotation, molecular function: cytochrome-b5 reductase activity, acting on NAD(P)H. Gene Ontology annotation, biological process: electron transport chain. The coding region runs from base 157 to 993 and encodes 278 amino acids.
GCCAUUAACUCUCUGAACCGAGAAAAUUAUACGGUCUUCUGUCCAAUAGUUCUUCCUCCUCCUCCACCUCCAUCUCAAUUUGCAGUACGUUUUGACCUAAAAUCACCAUAACUCUAUCUCGAAGCUCUUCGAAUUUGAAGCUCGAUUUUUUUGAAAAUGGAGUUUCUACAUACUCACAGGGCUGAGAUGAUAAGCAUGGCAGUGGCUCUUGUGGCUAUUAUGGGCGGUACCGCUUACUAUUACUACGUCACCAAAAAGCCUAAAGGUUGUUUGGACCCCGAGAACUUCAAGGAAUUUAAACUUGUUCAACGCACACAACUCAGCCAUAAUGUGGCCAAGUUUCGAUUUAGUCUUCCAACAGCUACCUCAGUGUUAGGACUUCCCAUAGGACAACAUAUAAGCUGCAGAGGGAAAGACAGUCUUGAUGAUGAAGUUGUCAAACCAUAUACACCAACAACAUUGGAUACUGAUGUUGGAUACUUUGAUUUAGUUAUAAAGAUGUAUCCACAAGGAAGGAUGUCUCACCAUUUCCGAGAGAUGCAUGUCGGUGAUUAUUUGGACGUGAAGGGACCUAAGGGACGCUUUAAGUACCAACCCAAUGAAGUUAGAGCUUUUGGCAUGAUUGCUGGCGGCACUGGCAUCACGCCAAUGUUUCAGGUCACGAGAGCCAUACUGGAAAAUCCACAAGACAAAACUAACAUUCAUUUGAUCUAUGCCAAUGUUACUUACGAUGACAUUCUCUUAAAGGAAGAGCUGGAUGAAUUUGCACUCAAGUUCUCUAGUCAAUUCAGGGUUUAUUAUGUUCUAAAUCAGCCACCAGAAGGAUGGGAUGGCGGUGUCGGAUUUGUAUCCAAGGAAAUUAUCCAAGCACAUUGCCCUGCACCAGCUCCUGAUAUCAAGGUAUUAAGGUGUGGACCCCCUCCUAUGAACAAGGCCAUGGCCACUCAUCUAGAAGCGCUUGGAUACAGUUCCCAGAUGCAAUUUCAAUUUUAGUUCUUUUUUCUUUUGUUUUCCCUAUAGCUCUCUUACUAGCUAGCCUGUAUGAGGGGGAAAAAAUUAGUUCUUGUUUUUACCCUUUUUUUUUAUUUUUAACAAAAUACGUAACUCAUUUUAAUAGGUGCCUUUUCCAUCUUAAUGCUUCCGGAUGUGACCGAAUAGAUAACUGCUUAUUGUAACUCUGGAGAUUAUAAGGUUUAUAUUUUUUGUUGAACUGAA